GUCCCGGCGCUGCCCCGCGGUGUCCCCCGGCCCCGCACGCGCUGGCUCCGUCCCUGCUCGCUCCUUUCCCCCCGGGGGUCUCUGGUGGUGGCAGCGCUCCGCCGGCACCGGGGGCAAACGGGGUGCUCGGUCCCGGUUAUUUCUCACGCGGUGCCACGCGUGGGCCGUGUUUCUCGUGGUGCCAGGUGUGUGCUCCGUGUCUGCCCGUCGUUGCCACGCCUGCGUGCCGUGCCAGUAUGCGGCAGUGGCACGCUCCUGCCCCGUGCCAGCAGAAGUACGGCUGAGCAGAGGAGGUGGGAGCAGGACGUGAGCCUGGAAAAGGGAGCUGACGCAGGCACAGAGGUGCAGGCGGGGGCUCUCGGCCGCCUGCUGCCCUCAUCCCGUGCCCGUCCGACACAUCCCCGAGGUGACAGUUGGGUUAGCCACGCCAGAGGUGGUGCGGUGACAGCAAGGUGCCGUCUGUCACGCGGAAGCCUUGAAAUUAAUGGUUGAAAUGCGCCAUUGUGAAUCACGUUGAGCCUUUCUACCCCGUUAGAUCUGCGGUCGGCUCUCAGCAGUUUCCCAGUGCCACCGUCCAGGUUGCGCAGAGCCCGGCGUGACACUGAUGGAGAGGGACAGGGGGAGUGCAGGAAGUCCCAGUUUGGGAUUUUCUACCCAAAGGCACAUAGCACAGGGUGCCUCAAGGAACUUGCUCACACGCUGCAGUAUUUUUGCUGACCACUAAAAAUAAGAUGGACAUCCUUUCAAGCCUCGGUCAGCCGUGGAAGCACGGCUUUCUCAGGGGACAGCUGCAAGGAGCAGUUGGGGAGGGGUGGAAAUGACAGAAAAGAGAAAAAUACUCAGCAUGGUUGGGAUCAGUGGCCAACUUCCUCGCAAAGGCGAGGUCGGGUUCAGUGCAUGGGUGUCCUGCGGGCACGGCUCGGGGCAGGGACCAUUUCCCAUUCUGUUAUCCCCAGUGAUGAACUGACACCCUCCCGACCACGGGAGGUGCUGCUCAGUGUUGGCUCCAGCAGUGCAGGAUGGGGCGGUGUGUGGGCAGGGCAGUGCCAUGGCGGGAGCAGGAAGGAGUGCAUUGGAGGCACCGUCCAUGGGAGUACCUGAAAACUGCCAUCGUCUGCAUGGAGUUCUGGGAGGACCCCUUGCAGAUGAGCUCGGUGCUCAGCUCACUGUUUUGGGUCCCAAUCCAGCACGGAUCCAAAAAGGCUUUAACUUGCACCGCACGGGUAAUCUCAUGACAUGCCAGUUCAUAAUGCAUGAAAUUGAGGCCACUCUUGUCCUUAAAAAUAGAAGGGGAAAAAAAAAAAAAAAAAAGAAGAAGAAAGUGUGUUUGGUGGCACUGGCAUUCAGGCUCUCGGUUCUGGAUGACAGACACUGUUGUUGAGCACAGGGGAUCUGCUGUGUGCUCCUUUGCACACGAACACAUGAUAACGCCCGGUCCGGGGCUGCUCGCACUCUGAAAGUUGCCAGUAAGUAAGAAGUGGGCAUCGCUUCUCUUUGUAAAGCUUUGCCACGCAGGGUACCCUAGGCUGUGGGCUGUCGUGUUGGUUUAUGAUUAUUCUCUCACCAGGAGAGACAUAAAAACGAGGGCAUCGGGAAUUAGCGGUGGUAACACCCAGAAAAUACUCUGCUGGAAACACGAAGGCGGUUUGGCUGAAAUGGGAGAUGGGCACGGCGGGAUGCAGUGGGGUUCUGCGGCGCAGGGAGCACGUGGGGAAGGUGAGCAGCGUGAGCCCUGAGGUCUCUCCUUGAGGUAGGAGCGUGAGGGUCCCUGUUUGGAGAAGGGGCACAUGAAAGGGCGGACUUCAGGAAAAGAAAUGGGGAGAUAGACAUGCGUGCUGCAAGGGAUAAGCCUGAAACCGAUUGUCAGGAGCCAGGAUGAUGCUUCCUUUGUGGCUAUUUCGUUCCUCACCGUGGCACUCCGGCCUUCCUUUGAAGUGCUGAUGUUUAUCAGGGCCGGGGCGGCACAGCGCUGUGUGCGGACGGAUCCAGCCCCGCGAUAUCCCAUCGCUUCCUGCGUUCCCCUCCGCUCCGGCACACAGCCCCGAUCCACGCGGCACCGCACCGCGCCGGCCAGGUGCUGCUCCCACCCUCUUACUCCAGCUUCAGAGCUCUGGGAAUCGGACCAUGCGAGUGCUCAAUUGAUGUGCUCGGGGGGAAAAAAAGAAAGAAAGAAGAAAAAAAAAAAAGGAAAAGAGAAAAAAGACAGAAGAAGGAGUGCAGCAGUUUUGGGUAGGACUGAGGGACCCGCCCGGUGCCGGGGCAGAGCAGGCAGGGGCUGCAGCUCGGGGCUGCGUCACGUCCCAGCACUGCGUGGGGACGUCGGGUGGCACCUGCCCACACUCUGCACACAGCUCUGCACCUCAGGGGCAGCACGUUUGCUGCUCUCCUCUUUGUCCUUCAGGAGAAAGAAGGAAAACCCCAGCCAGGAGGAGAUGUCCGGGAGAGGCUGCGUGGACCUGGUGCGAGCAGACCUUGAGGGGACAGGUGCGGGGUGUUCUCGUCACCAGCGUGGCAGGAACAUAAUGUGCAUUGAAAACAGUUGUGCGGUUUGGGAAGUGAAACUGUGUUCCCAUGACCUCAGAGCCGUGGAGGGAUGUGGGUUUUGCCCGCCCAGCCCGGAGGAGCGGCUCUCCUUCCCUCUAGGUGUCAUUCGUUCCUCUAUAGGCACAUCUGCGUGGGCUGUCCUCCCCCGUUCCCAUUGUCCUCUGCUGAAAUCCGCACUGUGGGUGCGCUCCGGCAGCAGCUGCAGCUGCAGACAUCUGGAGGGGGCUUUGCCCAUAGUGCUCCGGGGUCAGGGCACUGUGGGACAGCCGGGCACUAGCUGCCAGCCAUGUUCCAGCCCGCCCCUAUCCCACCUCCUCGCACCGAAAUGCUCGGACAAAGCCGUUAACUGACGGAGGAUGCUCCUCUGCAUGGCUCAUUGCAGCGUGAGCCGGGUGCUGGGCGAGCCCCAUGGGAUGGGAUGCUGCUCCUUCCUCCCAGCUCCAGCAAGACAGCGGCUGAGCGGGCACUAGGGCAAUGAUUAUUUCUUUUUUCGUAGGGGUGAAUGGUUGGUUUUUUUUUUUUUUUGCCUGAUUUCUUGGUGUUUUCCCAGAGGUGCCGGAGGUCGCCCUGGUCCCAGGAUAAUGAGGAUUCUGCAUCACGCUGGGCCUCAACGGGUUAAUUUUUGUGCUUCUCUCCCCAGCUCGCUGCGGACUCUGGCUGGGACAGAACAUCUGUCUGUUGCUAUGGCUGCAGUACACUUGAAGGGGAUGACUGGAUAAUUAUUGCAAACAUCCAUCCUGCCUGAUGUGCUCCCGGACCUUGCUGGCCCGAGCGAGGGGCAGCGGCCGGCAGCUCCGGAGCUGGCCUUGGCCACGGGGACCCUACCUAGGGACGGCGCCUUGGCAACACCUUUUCAUUUGCAUAAUUAAUGAGGCCGAGGCUGCAGGGCUCCUGGGAAAUCCGACGCAGAGCAGCAGCGAUGAAAUGGCACAGAGGGCUUGAGCCUUCUCAGCGGCUCCGAGCUCCGCUCCCCACUUUGGGGCUGGCAGGGAGAUGUUCUCCCGUUCCCGUUCAUUUACCGCCCACUUCUAGCUGAACAGAUUGCUCCGGGCCCGAUCCUGCACACACCUCCUGCAGGCGUGGGCCCUGGGCACAGCGCUGGGUGCAAACCCACUGUCCGCAGCACCGCUGUGCCUGCAGAGCCCUGGGGAUGUCCAAAAACGCAGGCCCAGCCCUGUGCCUUGCAGGUUGUCCCUGUCCCGGCCUAUUCCCGCAUCUGAAAUAACACAGCAGGCAAUGACACCGAGGUUCCCCGUCUGACUCGGUGCCGCUGUGCUCUUUGCCCAGCCGCACAACUUCAAUGCUUCCAUUGUACGGUUUUUUUUCUGUUUAUCAACAAGUGGAGGGACAGUGAGUCAGCAGGGGGAGAGCUGCGGCCGGGACGAGUGUGGGUGUCCUCACCCGGGGCAGCAUCGCAGCAGGGACCCUCCGUGGGGCUCCCUGGGAGCUGGGCUGUGCGGGACAGGGCAGCUCUGCCUUCCCGGUGCCUGUGACAUGGGCAAUACGUAAUCACAUUGCCCCAACAAAUCAGAACAGAACACAACGGAACUCACAUCUGCUUCACGCCCGCAGGUGAAAUCACUGCAGAGCGCUCCCCAGGGCCGAUGCCUUGCUGGGAGCUGGGGCAGCUCUGUGAGCCCCUGCACAGCCCCCUCCGAUGGGAGGGCAAUGGGGAGGGCUGUGUGCUGUUCCUGGCCCUGCCCGAUCGCUAUCGCCCCAGCAGUUUUCCGUAUGAUUCAAUAAACUCCUUUGCUUGCACAACUUA
Numida meleagris (helmeted guineafowl) is the source of this 4309-nucleotide messenger RNA. RefSeq lists its product as uncharacterized. The transcript has 2 exons. The record is from RefSeq and is a predicted model, not a curated record. Bases 1941 to 2894 code for a protein of 317 amino acids. NCBI's taxonomy places the organism in Eukaryota, Metazoa, Chordata, Aves, Galliformes, Numididae.